Molecule: messenger RNA, 1110 nt
Organism: Ostertagia ostertagi
Lineage: Eukaryota; Metazoa; Nematoda; Chromadorea; Rhabditida; Trichostrongylidae
Source: the annotation of a GenBank genome assembly
CAAACCGCAAGAAGAAAGCCUCAGUACCCCGCACGCUGGGCUCUGCCGCCUCCGACGUUGGGCGGUACGACGACCGGCGAGAGGCUGCACAAUCUCGGGUUGCGUAGAACGUCAUGGACUCUGGACGAAGACGACACGAGAACACGACAUGGAGAUUGCCUCAGAAUUUGCACUUACAACGCGAGAACUGUCUCCAGUGAUGCCGACCUUCGUUGCCUGCUUGAUGCCGCGAGUCGAAUCAAGUACAACGUAAUCGCGCUCCAGGAAACGAAGUGUAAGAAGACCGAUAUACGACAUUUCUUCGAUGGAACUCUUGUCAUUCGUGGUGAGAAGUUUCCAUCGCGAAACAUCGGUGGCGUCGGGUUCGCCGUUCACCCAUCUGUCGUCCAACACGUUGACUCCUACGAAAUCCUCUCUCCUCGCCUUGCCAUCCUCCGUCUUCAGCCGCGGCGUCAAAAGUCCAUCUGUAUCAUCAGCUGCUAUUCACCACACAUGGGCGCUGAUGAUUCCGAAUUAGACGCAUUCUACGAUCAGCUGGAGGAACGAAGGAGCUCCGAACGCAUCUCGACGUCAACGAGAGAACUCUUGAGUAAGCGAAGGAGCCUGCGACUUGAUCCGAAUGCAACCCACCUCGAGCGACUGAUUGCUGACACCAGUUGCAGAAUAGCGCUGCAGGAGGACAUACGACAGUUCAGGCAAAGAAAAAUCCUCGAAGCUGCACAAGGAAGAUCAAGUAUAAAGAAGUGCAAGCGGGACCUCACCGAUCAUCGCGUACCACUUUCUGCUCUCCUGAGAGAGGACGGAACCCUCACUACUUCUAGAAAGGAGAUGGAAUCUAUAGCGGAAACGUUCUACACAAGUCUAUUCCGCUCCUCCACACCCGUACCAGACCCUGUUAUCCCCACUGCCCCCCGACCACCUACGAUCCUUACCUCAGAAGUCCGAGUUGCCAUCGACAGCAUGAAGAAGGGAACUGCUCCCGGACCCGAUAAGAUCUCGAACUGUUGUCAGAUAGAUUACCAGCUAUUCCCACGGCUGAACAUAUCAGUGAUGAAUUCCGUAUUCACGGAGUUCAAGCCGAGUAACGAUGCAUGCAUGGCACAUGGUAUA